Messenger RNA from Fusarium verticillioides 7600, 645 nucleotides. RefSeq lists its product as hypothetical. The coding region runs from base 1 to 627 and encodes 208 amino acids. The record is from RefSeq and is a predicted model, not a curated record. NCBI's taxonomy places the organism in Eukaryota, Fungi, Ascomycota, Sordariomycetes, Hypocreales, Nectriaceae. The transcript has a single exon.
AUGAAAUCCACAGACAGAACCCCAAACGUGACAAAAUGGACGCUGAACCCCAACCCCACUCGGGUGCGCGACAAUCAACGUCGUCAUCGUGCACGUGUCAAAGCCCGAACUGAGUCUCUUGAGGCUCAGUUGAACGCGACGCAGCAAGAGUUGCAAGCCGCACAGGCGCGCAUCCAUGAGCUUGAAUCUUUUAUUACUGUGAACCGGCCCUUGUUCUUCUCUGAGCAAGGCGAGCUUCCAGUUGGGCUGGGGUCAUCCAAUAGUGGCUGUGGUGAACCGACGUUCACAACCCUCGAUGAGCGUUUCAGGCAACAGGAUCCGGAUAGAAAUGCUGUAGCAACAUUUCUUGAGGUAGCACCAACUGAUGAGAUCGCGUCUGCUAUGUUUUCUACGGUUCAGCAUUACGAUAAGGACGAUAAACUACCCCCAGUCGCGGCUGGCGAAUCGACAACCCUCUGUCGCGUGGCGUAUGAAAUCAUCGAACAGCAUAACAUGACUGGCGUCGAGCCAUGUGAGAUAGAGCAUUGCCUCCAACCAGGCUUCAGGCGUCCGACAAGAGAGGGGGAGGAAUGUAGGGUCGAGACCACGAUUCUGUACGCGUUGAUUGAUCGCAUCAGCCCUGUCUGAGCAUUGUCUGGGGUAGGG